UUUUGUUUGUACAGUGACGUCACUGCACGAGCUCUUAGUCUUAAAAGUUGGGUGGGGGUUUGUUUUCAUGUUUGUUUUGUUUAUUUAUUACUUUUGUUCAUUGUUGCUGUGAAGGAUGCCAGGUAACUUAGGACUGCCGGACAAGACCACAAUGGGUCGAACCCUUGCUGAAAUGGUUGAAGAAACUAGAGGAAAACUUCAUCUGAAAGAGAGAGAUGCUAAUGCUUUUUAUGAGAGUUCAGAAAUCAAGAAGCUGAAGUACAAAGAACUGAUCUCAAAGCUCAGAAAGGAAAACAAACAGAAGCGCAUUGAGUUGACCAAAUGCAUUUGUGGCGAUGAGAAUGUGAUCCGGACAGCUUUUCACCAUCGUAAGGAAGAGCUGCUGUCAAUGCAACGCCACACUGCCCAGAAAUCCAUCUUGGUGAUGGAUCAGAAGGUGUCAGAAGCAAGUAACAAGCUCAACGUUGUCCUGCAUGACAAGACUAAGAGGCAGUUCAAACUGGCUGAGCUGCAGAAUGAGCUAGCCCAUAUGAACUUCCUCAACACUACAGAAUUCAAUGAGGACAAAGAACAGGCAAUCAGAAGGAUACAGAAUGAAAUGGACAAGGCAGAGAUCAAGGUUGGGGCCGCUCACAACAUCACCCGCCGCUAUGAGCAGAUCAUGGAUAAUAUACAGAAGGAGGUGCGUAACUACCCAGCCAUCCUAGACUGUCUAGAGGAGCAGGUCCAACAUUCCAGUGAUGAGAAAGAGGAGCUCAUGAAGAUGACAGAGAAAGCAGUCUGUGCUGGGGAGGAGGCAAGGCGAGACCUGCAUGCGAUGGAGCGUGAGAUGCACCAAGCCAAGCGGGCCCGAGAUCAGCAGCUUAAUGAGAUGAAAAAGGAGGUCGAGAAACGCAAAGAAGUCCAUGACCGCUCUGACAAACGGCAAAAGAUAGCCGUGAUAAGUGAUACAAGUGAUUCCCGGCAGGCCAAGCUUCUUGAACCGAAGGCUGAGCGACAGGAGAUGAUUCUCACACUAGAGGACGCCUUUGAACAGAUCAUGAAGGCAACCAAUGUCUCGGAUAUCGAAGACAUCGUGUUCCGUCUCGAGCACCAGGACCAGACGUAUGUGCGUCUGCGCGCCAUGGAGAAGGAGAAGAUGUCCAAACGCAUCAUCGUCUCAGAGGAACUUGCAAAACAGCGAGCCAUCUUUGAGGAAAUGAAGUUCACCAGUGAGCGACAAAUCCAGAGGGGUCGCAAGGCAUUGGAAGACAUGGCUGAAUACUUGAAGGAACAAGAGACCCGCAGAAAUAAUGCCAUUGAAAACUACCAUAGGAACAACAAGCUGUUGUUGAACCUUCUGUCUGGAACCACUACCCUGUUUGAGAAAUUGAAGGACAUUCGACUCAAGCCUCCACUGCACAACUUUGCGAAGGGCGACCCUGUGGAGGACCUGAAACAGUGCGGCCGCAAGCUGGAGGUGCUACUGGACAUGCUGGGUAUCAAGAAGAACCAGUCACAGCUGCACAAGGUGGACGGCGAGAAGUUGAGUCAAUACCUGGAGUCGAAGCUGCCCCCAGACAAUGUCAGGAUCCGCAUUGACACGGACGACCACAGCGAUGCAGACGACUUCCACUUUGACCACGACCAGGAGAACGAGGGCUUUACGUCCCGUGAAGACAUCAAGCGGCAGGGACAAGAAAUACUGCACUCCAAGUUGAAACCUAAGAAGAAGAAACCUCGCAAGCGCAACAAUUAAAUUCUUUUUAUUUUGAACUUUUUUUUAGGCUUUUAUGAUUUAUUUUAGUUUUUGUCUUUUUUACUAGUUUGACGAUGUAACAUCAGUAAUGCCAGACACGAAACAAGUAUUGUUUAUAAGAAAAUUAAUAUUAUAACUCUUCCAUUUUUUAUUAUUUUUUGUUUUUGUUGCAAUACGUCUCUAUUUAUCUUAUCAUUUGCUUGAAUUACCAUACAUUUAAGGCGCUAAACAAUUAUAUGACAAUUAUUUAAUUAGCCCUGUGUACUAAAGAGUAUUCUUACUAAACAUGCUAAAUAAAAAUGUCUUCAUUAAAAUGG
This is a messenger RNA of Dreissena polymorpha, 2055 nucleotides long. Its product is annotated as outer dynein arm-docking complex subunit 3-like. The coding region runs from base 116 to 1738 and encodes 540 amino acids. Gene Ontology annotation, cellular component: cilium. The transcript has 14 exons. The record is from RefSeq and is a predicted model, not a curated record. Lineage: Eukaryota; Metazoa; Mollusca; Bivalvia; Myida; Dreissenidae. Gene Ontology annotation, biological process: cilium movement; outer dynein arm assembly.